Molecule: messenger RNA, 6800 nt
Organism: Amphibalanus amphitrite
Lineage: Eukaryota; Metazoa; Arthropoda; Thecostraca; Balanomorpha; Balanidae
Product: protein yellow-like
Exons: 6
Coding region: 332-5812 (1826 amino acids)
Cellular component (GO): membrane
Source: RefSeq, a predicted model, not a curated record
UAGAAACUUUCGAUAAUAGUCAUUUGUGCAAUCGCUGCACUGCAUAACCUUUAUCUUGUGUCGUGAAAAUAAAGAUACGUCAUAUGCUCUGUAGAUAAUAGCGUAUAUAUGGCCUUGUAAUAGGCUGCUACACUAUAAUAGUCACCGAUUUGGUUUGAGAACCACUGGUGGUAUCAGCUGAUCCGAAUGUAAACAAAGCAUCUGACGCACAAGUGCGCAAGAAUCGGUCACGUUUCCAUGCGCCGGCUGGAAGACGUCGCGUUCUGCUGGAAUCCGCGGGAUGUUUGGAAGUUGAAUUGGUGGAUUCUCAUAAAGGCCCAGCUGUGACACCAUGAGUUUCCACCGUUCCGAGCACCUGGUGACUGCGUUCCUCUGCAUCAGUGGCGCUGCCGAGAGCUGCGUGCUGCCAUUCCUCUGCCUCCAUCUCAGCCAGCUGGGUGUACCGCCACUGCAGACCGGCCUUGCUGUGGCAGCUCUGCUCCUUCUGCGGGGUCUUGGCGGUGCGCUGUGGUGGCGUUCACUGCGUGGAGGACGACGGACGGGUCGGCGGCGCCUGGCCGCCGCUGUGGGCGCACUCUGCUCAGCAGCAGUCCUCUGUGCCCUGGCAGCGCUGCCGCCAUCUGUAGGAUGUGGAGACGAUGGAGGUGUAGUGGUAGAACACGCAUCCUCCCUGCCAGGACUGAGACCACCAGCGGACAUCGUCCCAGCGGCAGGACUCGGCCAGGGGACAGACGAAGCAACCGGGAGCGGUGGGUCAAGUUGGAGUGGUCUUCCCUCAUCACCAGACGACUCACGACCUACAAGUGACGGUGGUGAUGGAGGAGCCUUUCAUCCGCCGCCCGUCGGCCAAGGAAGUGACAGCCCCUGGUCAGAGAGCAGUGGCAUGCCUCAGCAUCAGUCUGUCGGCAGUCAAAGCAGUGGUCACCAGCGGCCAGAAACCAGCGAAACCAGCGGCUACCAACGACCAGAGACCAGCGAAACCAGUGACCAUCAUUGGUUGGAAACCAGCGAAAGCAGCGAGCAUCUGCGACCCGAAACCAGCGAAACUAGCGGACAUUAUCAACCCGAAAUCAGUGAAACUAGCGGACAUUAUCAACCCGAAACCAGUGAAACGAGUGAACAUCAUCGACUCGAAACUAGUCACACUAACUGGGACCAUGAACCUGAAACUAUCGAAACCUCGAGUGUAAAUCGACCGACUAACAGUGGUGUUACUGGGGAGAAUCGACCGACCGAUUUCGGUACCAGUGUAGACAAACGACCAUCGCUCAGCGAAACGAACGUACAUAAUCGACCAGAACAAAGCGAAACUAACGAACAAAGUGAUUCAUCGACGCUAGUUCAAACGACCGAAGCUAGCCAGGCGACAGACUCUCACAAACCUCAUCGAACAACCUCCGAGAUUAGUGACCAGCUGUCACCGUCUCCCUCUACUGCUGUGGAGGGGCCCCCUCUUCCUUCGGCGCAGUCCGGAGUCAGUUCUUCAUCCGUGGAGGGAGAAACGGAUGGCAGCCCGCGGCCGGAGCGAGUGGAGGGGUCGCAGAAAGGGACGGGAGACAGAAAAACAGGAAAGGAAGGUGUUGAUGAAUGGAGUGAGGGUAGCCAAGCGCAUUCGCCGACGGUGGUGAAUGUACCCAAACUGAAACCACAGCGUCAUCAUCCGAAGCAUGAUAAUACUCAGAAGAGGCCUGGUGGCUCCCAAACCGUAUCUAUUCAUGCUCACGGCGCCGAUGGUUCUCAAGGUAAAGAGAUCAGUGGCCCACAAACCGAGGAUGACAGUGGGAUACAUAUGAUCCCAGGGACAGAUCAUCAUACUUCUAACGUUCCCCCAGCCGUCACACCGUCCGCACAGAAACCACCGCCCUCUGGCUCUCAAACUCCAGGGGAGAGCCGCCCACCUGUCCAUCUUAGCGGUCACCAGACUUCAUCUGUAGUUGAUGCUUUAUCUCUGGAAGAAGAUGAGACGGAAGUUCGACGGACAACUCGUUCGCCGCCCCCUCUGGAAUCUGAUGAAAACGGCAGUCGUGAGGAUUCCGAGUCAGGUCAAGGAGAGUCAGAGUCUGAUGUGUUUGGCGAAGAAACAGAACCUGUGAGCAGUGGUGAUAAUAAAUAUCAUAAGUCUGAUGAGUUUCAUCAGUCCGAUAACCAUUUACCACCUAGUCCAGGCUCAGGUCGAGACAGCAGUGAACUCAAUACUGUUACUUCAAACCUCAGCAAGAAACAGGGGCGACCGGACAAACCCGAUCAGCUGUUGCCUGUUGCACCACCGCACUCAUACUCAGGAGACGAGCGUGAUGACCAUCACAUAGAGAGACAGCAUCCUAACCAGCAUCACCGCCAUCUCGUUACUGAUGAUGAAGCAAACAACAAAAGCAAGGACACUGGACGACAGCCCUCAAUUGAUGGCAUGAAAUCUCCAACGGUUGGCAUGAACUUCCCUCACCGUGAUGAUAACGAACACCACCGCACGGCCUCUCAACAACGUCCUACAUCUGACUCUUCACCUAGCCGCGACUCUGGUUCCUCUGAUGUCCUGAAGCCUCACCCAUCUGUACAGCGUCCGCCCGUUCCGCCGCUGUCUGAAGAAAGCGACAAUGAAGCACAGCCCUGUGUGGAGCUGUCCCAGAUUGAGAUUCCGUGGGAUCCUCGCAAACACCCGGGCGGACUGACUAUAUGUGACCCGUCUAAGCCUGAGACAGGUCAGAGAAGAGGUGAGGGCUCGGGUCAGCCGCCAGGAGUUGAUAGAGGAAUGCUGCCAGGAGUGGAGACAAGACAGCAGACCGAUCGCCGCCAGGAGCAUGGGUCAGAUCAUCAGAGGACGCACUCGGUACAGCGUCAUCGUGCUCCUCCUGCUCCCCCGCCGCCUCCGUCGGGCAAUCGUGAUCUCUCUGACCUCUCCCCGACCAACCGUGACCUCUCUGACCUUACUCCAACCAACCGCGACCUAUCUAAACCAGUCCCUACCAUUCAUAACCUACCUGACCUUUACGAAGUCAACCACAACCUCCCUGAACCCGCGCCCACUAGAGGUCAGCCGGGGCCACCCUCAGGUCAUGACCCAGGCCGUAGCAGACACCGAGCGGCCGGCUGGCGUCGUGUACCCAUGUGGUCUGGAGAUGACCAAACUCCCGAUCAUCCUCACUCGGUGGUAUCGGGUCCGGAACCCCCGACACAGCCUCCGCCAAUAGUGCUGGUCCUGAGGGGAACCGACUCAGACUCUAGCGGGGAAAGGAAGAAUUACAACACACUUGAUUUGACAAAAGAUGCUGUUGAUCUCAGUAGCGUGAUUUUGAGACCCCAAGACACUCUUCCUUUGUUGAAUACUGCAGAAAAGGUACAGCAGAAUCACAACCGUGCCAAGACUCGAGUUGCGAGUGAAAGUAGACGUGAGUUUGAAGAUCGAGAUGGGAGUGAGAGCGGACUGGGGACUGAAGAUAGAGACCGUGGUUCUGAUAUGGCCCGACGGCCUGUGCUGGCUACCAGACCUCACCGACUCGAGAAACAGCACUAUGAGUCCAGAGACCCAAAUGGUGAAAUAUCGAGCCCAGUGAACCCGUCUGUGAGUGGUCCUUUGGCAGUGAUCGGAGAGAAAUUGGUGACGGCUGACGAGUCCCUGAACUCUGGUGGUGGUUACGAACCGCAGAGUGCUAGUAAGACCGAAAGCCGUGAAGCUGUUCUCCCUACUGAAGCAGACGAGGUUGACCGGUCUCGUGGUCAGAGUUCUGACGUGAGGCCGCCUGUUGAUGCUGGAUCACGUGAUCAAACCUUUGAUGUGAGGCCGUCUGCUAAGCUUGGGUCACGUGACUUUCCGCGCACGGUUGACCCGAGUGGUUGGUCUCGCCGACAGUUGCCUGGCAGAAUGGAGGACUCUUCCGAGCAGGGCUCUGAGAUGCAUACGACACAUCAUGAGACUGAAGAUAGAGGAUAUCCAGACAGUCAAAAGAGAGUGAAGUCAGACAUCCAAGACGGAGAUAUUCCGCUCACUGGAGUCAAAGACCUCCCAGACAGCGAUGCAGACAGUCGUAUUUCUCCAGGUGGGGCUUUCCAUUAUUACCAACGUCGGCCUAUCGAUAGAAAAACGCAGCACCAUGACGGUCGUCUUCCUUCUCGACGGCAUCCAAACGGCGACCCGAGACACUACGAAUUGCAGCCGCGACCAGCAGAUGACAGCCCAACCAUAGAACCCACGACCGGCUGGAGCUUGACAAGCGCCCUGCACCGGUUGGAAGACUUGUCUCCGACGUUGAAUCGUCUCCUCUCUGGUGGCAAACGGAGACGGGAGACACGUCAGCGGAGACGAGAGACAAGUAGGGGACGGUGGCGGGAGGGAGACCGCAGGCGCCGGAGGAGACGGUAUAAGAGGAGUUUGCUUAGUGGACUGACAAGCUGGAAAGAUUUACGAGAAGAUGACACCGAGAAAGACACACGACAGGAAGAACUGAACAACCGUUGGGAGGUGGUCAGACGUGUGCCAGAACAAAUGAGACUAGAGAGGAAUGCGGAUAAUAGAGAAGAAGCUGGAGUGCCUGCGAGAAGCCAGUUCCAGCUGAGAGCUAGGCCUGCUUCACGAUACCUUCGUGCUGAGAGCGGUGAGGCUAAAGGCUGGAACUACAACUUCUCCAAGUCGUUAGAGAGGCAGCCACAGCUUCCUCAAAUCCGCUCAGGCCGAGAUCUGCGCUCCGUCCCCUCUGCACCCACCUCACCCCACCCGUCUCCUCUCGACCCGUACCUUCUCUUCCUCAUCACACUAGCUCUCCUCAGUCUCUGGGGGACGGCCGGCGCUCCCCACCGCCGUCUCGUCCUCCACUGCUGGCGGCACGCUCUGGACGAGGCCGAACACCUCGAGCGUGUGGAGCGGCCCCGUCCAGCUGCCGAGGCGGCGGCGGCCGCGCUGCUGGCCACAGCUGCUGGGCUGUGGCCGCUGCUGCCCAGCUGUCUGCCCGCUGGCCGGCAGCCGCUGGCCGCCCUGAUGGCGCUGGGAGCCGCGCUGACACUGCUGGGUGGACUGAUGGUCCCCUGGCUGCCGAUGGUAGCUGGAAAGGAGCCGCCGCCGCGGACCGCAGCAGUCCUCAGGACACUGGUGUCGAGCCGCAGCUCUCUCCUGUUCACCAUAGCCGUAUUCGUCACCGGCCUCCUGACAUCGGCCGAGUUCCACUUCCUCUUCCCUCUGACUGCCACCUGGCGGCCGGCGCCGAGAGCUCUACUUCUGCUGGCGGCCGCCGCGGCGCUGGCGUCGCGUCUGCCGGUCCGAGCGCUGUACCGACCGCUGAUGGUCCGCUGCGGCUUUGUCGGCUCCGUGGUGCUGUCGUUCACGGCGCUCUCCACCAGAUGUCUCUGUUACGUGUGCAUUCCGACCGGCUGGGCGCUGGUGGCCGCUCAGCUCCUGUCGGGGCUCACUGAGACGCUGUUCUGGCGAGCCGCGCACGUGUUUGUCGACAAAACGACGCACGAUGACUACCAUCAGAGCACGCUGGCUGUUCUGGAGGCUCUGUACGCCGUAGGUCGUUGCUGUGGUGUAUUGCUCGCCGGAGCUGCCUUCUCGACUGUCGGAGGGACGGCUACGUUCGCAGCGCUGGCCACCGUGGCCUCAGCCGCCGCCCUGGGGUACUAUGUGGCCGCCAGGUUCUCUGGCGACGCACCCGACCUUACCUACUCCAAACUGCCGUGCGAAGACGGCGCCGAGACAACGGCGCUUACUGGGGUGUGGUCACGUGACACAGAUGACCUGGACGAGGUCACUGACCCGCCCCCGGCGCCCGGCGCCGAUCAGGAUUGGCUGGAGCGAGCCAUGCGUCAGGAGGGACUGCUAUAGCGCAGCGCGCCUCUACUGCCAUCAAGUGAGCGGACAGAGAACUUGUACCUCCUCCGGGCGCCGCCAGACGCUAUGCGUGCUGUGAUGAGUGCGACAUCUGGUGGGGACAUGAUAAGCCAUAGUUCUGCGGUGGCGCCACUGCUCGUCAUUCCAUCUCCAUGGCAACGCUUGUGAGCAGAAGACGCCGGUAAACAACUGUUGUGAUUCGUUGUCAACAAGGGAGCCCCACUGCCACGUGCCACCAUUCACAAUGGUUAUGUGACUUAUCACAUCAUUGAGGGCGCUAUAGACUCGAGAAGCUAAAGUGUGCGCAACGCUAUUGGUGGCGGAAUUCUCACAAAUUGGCCGAGUGAACAGAUCACUGCUGCUAUGCUGGUGGUGGUAUUCAUGGAUACGCUCGGCUGUAUAUUUGACGGCAGACAACUGAGCUUGUGCUGACGCGUCUUAAUCCCAUCUAUUUCGUGACUUUUGUCUGAACCAUGCGACAUCUAUUGAAAUCUUUGGUUUGUUUAAAUCGAAUGCAGUCUUGUUCUGUCUUUGUUUUGUAUUUUUGCUUACACUGUGUGAUUGUGUGAGUUGUUUUAUCAUUUAUCGUUUUGAUCGACAUGUUAGGGUCUUUCUUGGGGUUGGGGAAUCAUUUUCUAGUCGUGAAUACGUGCCCAAAUCGCGAUGUUGUUUCUAUGUGUGCGGAUGUAUCUUUCCGAAUGACACGAGUGUAAGGCUAUCGUAUUGCUUUUGCGAUCUUUUUUCUCAACGUGGUGACUAUCGCGUGCUAUUAAGUUUUCACGAAGGCAUUCGGAGUCUUUUUUCGAAACGGUGAUGACGAUUGACGACGCUGUCACAUGACUAGGCGUUGUCUGCAUGUAUUGAAUCACGUGCUGUGUGCUGUGCUUGAUCGCAUUGGGCUAGGUAGCUGUGUGGGAGCCUGGGGCUCGAUUUCAGACACGAAGACCGCUGCAUGUCGUACGAAAUAUACCGAUAGAUUCGA